This is a messenger RNA of Agrilus planipennis (emerald ash borer), 3957 nucleotides long. Its product is annotated as alpha-mannosidase 2-like. Gene Ontology annotation, molecular function: alpha-mannosidase activity; carbohydrate binding. Bases 108 to 3389 code for a protein of 1093 amino acids. Lineage: Eukaryota; Metazoa; Arthropoda; Insecta; Coleoptera; Buprestidae. Gene Ontology annotation, biological process: mannose metabolic process; protein deglycosylation; N-glycan processing. The transcript is spliced from 16 exons. The record is from RefSeq and is a predicted model, not a curated record. Gene Ontology annotation, cellular component: Golgi membrane.
UCACCUGAAAUAUAAUAUAUAUUCGCAUACGUGUCUGCCAUUUAAGCGAAAUAAAAAAGAAUUUAAAAAACACGAUGUAAUUUUUGUCAAAAUAUUUACUUUGCACAAUGCGUCUCAGAAAAACCGUCUCUCUUUUUAUAACUCUAGCAACUGUAACAAGUUUUAUUGGUAUACUUAUUCUUACGGAAAACUUUGUACUAAACAAUCGUUCUAAUAAAUUCGACGAGGAAAUAUUACACUCUAAACGAGGAGAUGUUGAUAUUAUUGACUCGCAACCGCAAAAUAAUGAAAAUACUGAAUAUAAUGAAGAUUCAUUAUAUAAUAAUUUAGAGAUAAAACCCGCCAGCGAUAUACAGAUGUUGGAGCUGUAUAAGCAAAUUAAAUUUGAUAAUAAAGAUGGAGGAGUAUGGAAACAAGGCUGGAAUAUAAAAUUAAAUAAUAGUAGAUGGAACCAGCAAAGAAAAUUAAAUGUUUUUGUAGUACCGCAUUCUCAUAAUGAUCCUGGUUGGAAAUUAACCAUCGAUGAAUAUUACGAAGAUUACACUAACAGUAUUUUGAAUAAUAUCGUCGCUAAAUUAAAAGAAGAUUCGCGAAGAAAAUUUAUCUGGGCUGAAAUAUCAUAUUUUUCAAUGUGGUGGAAUGAUAUCAGCAACCAAAAAAGAGAAUCCGUAAAACAAUUAUUAAAACAAAAUCAACUGGAAAUUGUAACAGGUGGCUGGGUGAUGAAUGAUGAGGCCAAUUCUAAUUGGUUGUCCAUUGUCCAUCAACUUUCUGAAGGACAUCAGUGGCUGCAAAAAAACUUAAAUUAUACACCUCGUAGCGGAUGGACAAUAGAUCCCUUCGGCCUGAGUCCUACACAAGCAUUUUUAUUAAAAAAUUCCGGAUUUCAAAAUUUGCUUAUUCAAAGAGUUCAUUAUGCUGUAAAAAAGCAAUUAGCUUUGCAAACUGACCUGGAGUUUAAUUGGAAGCAAAUUUGGGAUGACGUCGGAGAAACUCAAUUGUUCACUCAUAUGAUGCCAUUUUAUUUUUACGACAUUCCACAUACUUGUGGUCCAGAUCCAAAAGUUUGUUGCCAGUUCGAUUUUAAGCGAUUUUCAAAAUUCGGAUUGUUUUGUCCAUGGAAGGUUCCUCCGAAACUUAUAACAGAUCAAAACGUUGCUGAAAGAGCUGCACUUUUACUGGACCAAUACAAAAAGAAAUCGAUGUUAUUUAGAAGCAACGUCCUUUUGAUACCCUUGGGCGAUGAUUUUAGAUAUAGUCUUAGUAGCGAAUGUGAUGAACAAUUUGAUAAUUAUCAAAGACUCAUGGACCACAUGAAUCAUAAUGAAAACAUGAACGUACAGAUCCAGUUCGGUACCCUCACCGAUUAUUUUGAUGCCGUCCAUAAAGAAAUGAAAGACGAAGAUUUUUCUACAAUUUCCGGUGACUUUUUUACUUAUUGUGAUGUAGACGAUCAUUAUUGGAGUGGCUAUUAUACUUCAAGACCGUUUUAUAAAAGAAUGGAUAGAAUUCUACUACACUACUUAAGGGGAGCAGAGAUAAUUUUAUCAUUAACUCAACUAAGUCGUAAAUUUCAUUUAAAUUGGGAAUAUUUUGAAACGAUUUUGUCGAAAGCAAGACAAUCAUUAGCGUUAUUUCAACAUCACGAUGGCAUUACUGGAACUGCAAAGGAUCAUGUAGUUAUCGAUUACAGCGAAAGAAUGCUCAAUUCUAUAAACAAUUUACAAGAAGUUAUCAGUGAUUUGGUUAACGUUUUAUUAGCAGAAGAGAGUGAAAGUGGUAUAGGGGAUGGCGUUUAUAAAAUUGACGAUGUAUGGACUAAACAAGACAGUUUAUCUCAACAGUACGAAAUAGAUGCAAGCAAUUUUUUAGGUUUUAAAACUGUUGCGAUCUACAAUUCUUUGCCAUUUGAAAGACAAGAAGUAGUAACUUUUAUGAUUUCCACUCCAUUUGUACAGGUUUUGGACAUUGAAGGGAAAACCAUUGAAUGUCAAAUUUCUCCAAUUUUUGAACAAAUUAAUAAACAAUUAAGAAUCUUAGACAUUUAUGAAUUAUCGUUCGUGGCAAUAGUUAAACCUUUAGCAUUGGCACGUUACACAAUACAAACAGUAGAAGAAAAGGAUGUCCCCAGUGAAACGUAUUAUUCCAAAAUAAAAUUAAUUAAUUAUAACAAAAAUGAUGUUAUUGAUAGUGGUGUAGCAACCGGGGUUUUUAAAAAUUUGGACGUGAUUCCUCGUGCAAGUAGUUUUUCUUUAGUAAAUGACCAUUUCAAAGCAAACUUUGCGUCAACAGGACUAUUAGACUCUAUUGAAAUUGGUGAAAAAUCGACGCCAGUACAACUGGAUUUUGCAAAAUAUGGGGUGCGAAAUAAGGCGGUACGAAGUGGAGCUUAUUUAUUUUUACCGGAUGGCCCUGCGGUACCAUUGAAAAAUAAAAACAAAAACAUUAAAGUAAUCGAGGGACCAAUUGUUUCAAAAGUGCAAGUCAAUCUAUUUACAGUUAAUCAUACAGUAAAAAUAUUUAAUUACUUAGGAGCCGAAAAGUUUGGAAUAGAAGUCGAAAAUUUAGUUGAUAUUAAAAAAACGCAUAAUUUCGAGCUGGCUAUGAGGCUUACAACGGACAUCAAAAGUUCCGAUGAUUUUUUUACUGAUUUGAACAAUUACCAAAUUUUACGAAGAAAACGUUUCUCUAAACUUCCACUUCAAGCCAAUUAUUAUCCAAUGCCGUCAAUGAUUUAUAUCGAAGACCAGAAAUUACGAUUAACGGUGGUAACUGGUACCCCUUUGGGAUGUUCGUCGCUCAGAGAGGGACAAGUGGAAAUAAUGCAAGACCGUAGACUCAAUCAAGAUGACAAUAGGGGUCUCGAACAGGGCGUUCUAGACAACCAUCCAACGCGACAUAUCUUUAGAAUUAUUUUGGAAGAAAGGAAAACAUCUGACUGCUUUGAAACAACAGAUACUGAUCCUCAAGGCUUUCCAACUCUUGCAUCAGAAAUCGCAUCACAAACUCUGCUAAAUCCACUAAUAAAAUUAAUUAAAACUGACGAAAACGUUAUGCUCACUCGUUCUUCCUCGUAUGCGCCACCAACCGUUAAUUUUGGAGUUGGUUAUUCAUUACCAAUUUUAAGAAGUGGAAUAAAAGUAAAGGAUAAAAAUUAUGUGGGGAUCACCUUACAUAAUAAACGUUUAGAUUUUUGUUUUGUCAAAGAAUAUCAAACACUUCAACAGCAGUCACAGACGGUCAAUUUAAAGGCCAUUUUUUCACCCAAUGGACCUGGAACACUCAUCAGAUCAUCUCUAACAUACUUACACUUGUAUGAAGAACGAGACGUAGAUGAAGACUUAGAGCUGUCUCCUAUGGAAUUAAGUACAUAUUUGUUUGCUAUUUGAUGAAAAGAGAAACAGUUUUGUUACCUAAAUCGUUUCUAUUUAUUUUCCAAUUUUAAAUAAAUAAAAAUGUUAGUAACGAAACAAUUUAAUAAUUACCAAAAAGCUCAAAUAAAAAUACAAAUGUGCAUUUUAACAACAUUUUGUUUUUAUAAAGCUCAAAAAUUCCUUAAUUGCAAAAAAUUACAUGGUGAAUUACGUUUUCUUUUGUGACUGUAGUACAUUACUAAUUUAGAGUGUGUAAGUUGUACAUUCUCUUCCUAAACUGAUACAAUACCAUUUUUUUGUACUUUCCAUUUUAUUUUUUACAUUUUUCAGGAGAUUAUGGAUUUUCGUGCUCGAUUAAGGUCUGUAUAGUGUAUAUUGGGUAAAUACCUACUUUGCUAUUAACAAUUUAAUUGUUUAAAAUAAUUAAUUGAGGCAGAAUUAUAAGAAUUAUAUACUUUUCUUAGUUUAAAAGUUAUUACAUGUUAAAUUGAUAAUUUAUGAAGUAUUACAUUCAACAUUCCAAAAGAAUCACUUCUUCAAAUAAGUGAAAUUGUAAAUAAUCAAAUGUUGGAAAAUUUUAUUU